Messenger RNA from Carica papaya (papaya), 1332 nucleotides. RefSeq names its product polygalacturonase-like. The record is from RefSeq and is a predicted model, not a curated record. NCBI's taxonomy places the organism in Eukaryota, Viridiplantae, Streptophyta, Magnoliopsida, Brassicales, Caricaceae. Gene Ontology annotation, molecular function: polygalacturonase activity. Gene Ontology annotation, biological process: carbohydrate metabolic process.
AUGCAUCCUCCACCCUAUAUAUAUACCUUUCGAUACUCCCCAGCACCAACACAACUACCUUCAACUUCCUCUGCCUGCCUCUCUCAUUCAUUUUCUUCUUCUCUAUACAAGCUUUCACUAAUGGCGAACUCACUGAGUUAUGAUCAUAACAUUCUUAUUCUUUCCCUCAUUAUCCUCUUCUUCUUUCUGAUAAUGACCCCUUCAUCCUUAGCAGACCCAGUGAGUUACAAUGUGAUGAGUUACGGAGCCAAGCCCGACGGCACCACCGACUCGACAAAGGCCUUUUCAGCUGCAUGGGACAAAGCCUGCGGCUCGAGAAACCCUGCCACCAUGUACGUGCCUGCUGGGAUGUUCUUGCUCCGUAAUGUGGUGUUUCAAGGCAAAUGCAAUAACGACGCCGUUUCGGUCAUAAUCGACGGAACACUCGUGGCUCCGUCGGACUAUAAGGCCACUGCAGGUUCUGAAACGUGGGUAUUGUUUGACAGCGUUAACGGAGUUUCCAUCUCGGGUGGAACUCUCGAUGGUCAAGGCGCUGCCUUGUGGGCUUGCAAGAACUCCGGCCAUGGCUGCCCUAGAGGCACAUCGACAUUGCGUUUUAUAAAUUCGGAGAACAUUGAAAUCAACGGCCUGACGUCAAAGAACAGCCAGUUAUAUCACAUCGUGGUGGAAGAAUGCAGCAACGUCAAAAUGCACGGCGUUAAGGUGUCAGCCGCUGGGGACAGUCCAAACACUGACGGCAUUCACGUGGAAUCGUCAAACGGCGUCUCCAUCUUCAAUGCCAGAAUCGCAACCGGGGACGACUGUGUCUCUGUGGGUCCCGGCACCAAGAGUUUAUGGAUUCAGGAUGUCGCUUGUGGGCCCGGUCAUGGAAUUAGCAUUGGGAGUCUAGGCAAGGAAAUGAACGAAGCCGGUGUAGAGAAUGUGACUGUCAAAACGACGACGUUUAGUGGGACAGAAAAUGGAGUCAGGAUCAAAACAUGGGGAAAACCCAGCAAUGGAUUUGCCAGAAACAUUGUUUUUGAAGAUGCCGUGAUGAACAACGUAAAAAACCCAAUCAUUAUUGAUCAACAAUACUGUCCUGAUGAUCAUUGUUCCCAAAAGGUUUCGGGUGUGAAAAUAAGCGAGGUGACAUUUGAAGAUAUUCGAGGAACAUCUGCAACAGAAGUUGGUGUUAAACUUGAUUGCAGUCCGACGAAGCCAUGCACGGGAAUUAAAAUGGAGGAUAUAAACCUAAAAUACCAUAAUCAACCAGCCGAAGCUUCAUGUGUCAAUGCAGAAGGAACUACUUCUGAUAUUAUUCAACCAAUGGGACGAUUAUGCAUUCGAGGAUGA